CCCAUCGACAUGGCUCACUUCCAGUUCCUCAGCGUCGCCUCCAGUUUGCUGCUCCUCCUGGCUCCCACCUGGGCGGGAUUGAUUGCCCAGCCGAGCCUUAGCUAUGCCGCCGACGAGCACGCGGUGGCCCACACCCAGCAGAAUGUGGUGAGGAGCUUCGACGGCACCGUUUCCCACUACGCCAAAUCGGUGGCCACGCCCUACUCGCAGGUCCACAAGCAGGACACCCGGAUCAGCAACAAUGUCUACCAGCCGGCGGUGGCCAAGACCUUCAGCUAUGCCCCGGCUCCGGUUCCGGUCUCGGUCCCAGCUCCCGUCUACAGCCACAGCUCUCACCAGGAGCCAUCCCACCUGUUCACUCAGGCUUCGCCGGUCUACCACCAGCCUGCUCAGGCCCAGGCUCCAUCUGUCUACCAUCAGGCUUCUCCAUCGGUUUACCACCACCCAGCUCAUUUGGAGACACCCUCGGUCUACCAUCAGCCCGCUCAGGUGCAGAGUGCUCCGGUCUACCACCAACCUGCCCACGUGGAGGCUCCUUCGGUCUACCAUCAGCAGCCCGCGCACUACAGCCACCAACCCGCCGUCAUCCAGUACUCCCCUGCGGAGACCGUCUCCCACAUGACCUUCGAUGGUUUCGGUACCCACUAUGGAUUUUAG
Drosophila biarmipes is the source of this 657-nucleotide messenger RNA. Its product is annotated as cuticle protein 76. The record is from RefSeq and is a predicted model, not a curated record. The coding region runs from base 10 to 657 and encodes 215 amino acids. The transcript has a single exon. Lineage: Eukaryota; Metazoa; Arthropoda; Insecta; Diptera; Drosophilidae.